UUGAAACUGAUAGCGACACCUCUAUUGUGACCAGCCAUUCCAAUCAUGCUUAGAGCGUCACGAUUGCAGUCGACUGUUAGGUCUGUUACGCCAUUAGCUAGAACGCGUAAAGCUUCAUUAAUUGCCAAGCGUUUCGAAAGCACCACACCUACUGGAACAGUGUCAACUGGAAGCUCUAUUCCGAGAAAGCUUGGAACAGCUACCCUGUUGUUGACUGCAGGAUACACUGGCGCUGUCUACUAUGCUUUGACGAACGAACCUUUCCAUGAUACCUUCACGACAUAUGUUCCCGGAGGUGAACAGGUUUUGGAUUACAUUGAAGAAGUUCAAAACAACAAGGAUCUUCAAGCUUAUCGUCAGCAAGCUCGUGAUCUCACUAAGCAAGCUUCGGGAUAUGCUCACACUGCUAAGGAAAUUGGCGUGAAAGCCAAGGAUGCCACUGUUGAUGCAUAUGAAUAUGCUAGCGACACCAUCGCCAAGUUGACCGGUACAUCAGAGCCACCUCGUUUGCCUCCACCUGGUGCUCCCGCUCCAGUUGCAAAGAGAAGAACAACAGAGUUAGACGGCUUGGUUGAUACACCAAAGCAGAUCGCCUCAGGUGUAGAAGCCAAACCUGGAAAAAUUUCCCUAUACACUGAUGAUGAGAAGAGCCCUGUCAAGGUGACUACACAGUUGAUCAAGGUCAGCCAGGUUGAUUCCAACGAACCUUCCAUUGUGAAAUUGUCUGCUGUAGUUGGUGAGCUUGCAGACAUCUUAAAUAAGGCUGGUAUGGCAAAGCAAGGCAAGGAAUUUGUCGCCGAAGCUCAAACUCAACUCAACAGCUUGAACAAGCAAUUUGAGAAUUUGCGCAACGAACAAGAUGCUGUCCUCUCUACUGUUGUACAAUUGGACAAGCGUGGUGAUCAACUUGCUUCUAGCUUUGACAAGUACACUAGUGAUUCACAGGAUUUGGUCCAAAAGGCUGCUGCUGAGACAGUUGUAAAGGUCAAGGCUAAGGAGGCUGAACUCCAGGAACAAUUCAGCAAGGAGCGCGCCAUCUUGAACGAGACCUUCAACACCACCCUUACCACUCAGCUUACACAGCAGCAACAAGCUCAUCAACAGGAACUCAAGGAAUCUCUUAUAUCCCAAGCCACAGAAAUGCAACGACAAUUUAUUAGAGACGUCAAGCAUCGCGUUGAACAGGAGCGAGCUGGCCGUCUUGCCAAAUUAGAUCAGAUAACAGCACGCUUCCAAGCUUUGGAGCAAAUUUCAUUGUCCAAUGCUGACCGCAUUGACCACUCGCGACAAAUUCACAAGGGCCACAUCGCUGUUCGAACUCUCCGGGACAAGCUUACCGCAGCCCACAAGCAACCUUUUGAAGCCGAGUUAGAAGCUGUUCGUCGCAACACCAGCAACUUAGAAAUUAUACAAGCCGCUUUGGAUACUAUUCCUCAGGACGUUGCUCAAGAAGGUGUUGACACCAUUGUUGAUCUUGCUGACCGUUUCCAGGUUGUUGCUAACGAGGUUAGAAACGUCGCAUUGGUUCCUCAAGAUGGAGGUUUACCUAGUCAUGUUGUCAGCAAGGUGUUUGGCAAGUUGAUGUUCAAAAAGCAAGGUUUGGUGGAGGGUGAUGAUGCCGAGUCUCGCUUGGCCCGAGCUGAAUAUUAUCUUCAUGAGGAGGAUCUAGAAAAUGCUGCCAGAGAAUUGAACCAGCUCUCUGGUUGGCCCAAGAAGCUCGCCAUGGACUGGAUACAGGCAGCACGAAGACAUUUAGAGGUUAAGCAAGCACUGGAGAUUGCAGAGACGCAGAUCCUUCUUUCCAGCUUGGAAGAAGCUUAAAUCAGUACAUUACCAUCUCACGUCAAUGAAAACAAAAACCAUGCAGAAACACUCUUUUAAAAUAAACAAAAACACCAAAUUAUAUAGAUUC
Umbelopsis ramanniana AG is the source of this 1912-nucleotide messenger RNA. RefSeq lists its product as uncharacterized. Gene Ontology annotation, biological process: cristae formation. NCBI's taxonomy places the organism in Eukaryota, Fungi, Mucoromycota, Umbelopsidomycetes, Umbelopsidales, Umbelopsidaceae. The transcript is spliced from 3 exons. Bases 46 to 1821 code for a protein of 591 amino acids. The record is from RefSeq and is a predicted model, not a curated record. Gene Ontology annotation, cellular component: MICOS complex.